CUGGCCUGCCCUCGCGACGCGACCCAUCAUUUCUCUUUCUCUCCUCUCUCUCUCUCUCUCUCUCUCUCUCUCUCUCUCUCUGCAUCGACGCCAAUCGGAGCGAACUGCACCCCGAAAAGUUGAAUUCGAUUGGGAUUUGGUUUUUGUGGUUUCGAUCUAGGGUGCGGCGAUUUGUGAAUUGGUGGAUUUUGGGGGUUUUUAGUUGUUGUAGGGUGGGGGAAUUAGGGUUUGGGAUUGAUGUUUCAGGUUGUGGGCAAAGCUGAAUUGGGGAAAGAUGCAAGGUUAUUAUGCAUGGGCGGGAAGGUGAGAACGGGAAACGGAGUCGGCACAUGCGGUCGCUCCCCUCGCCUGUAGCCGCUAAUUCCUUCUUCAAGGAUGGUCGCCAGAUUUAUGUUGGUGACUGUGCUCUUUUCGAGCCUCUGGAAGAUUCUCGACCUUUCAUUGGAAUAAUCCGUUGGUUGGCACGGAAUAAAGAAAACAUUCUGCAGUUGGGUGUGAAUUGGCUUUACCGGCCUGCUGAGGUGAAGCUUGGCAAGGGCCUCCUUUUGGACGCCACGCCAAACGAAAUCUUCUAUUCCUUUCAUAAGGAUGAGAUUCCUGCUGCAUCAUUACUCCAUCCAUGUAAAGUUGCAUUCCUUCCUAAAGGUGUCGAACUUCCUUCAGAGAUUUCCUCAUUCGUCUGCCGUCGAGUUUAUGACAUUGCAAACAAGUGUUUAUGGUGGCUAACUGAUCAAGAUUAUAUUGAUGAGCGACAGCAAGAAGUAGACCAACUGCUACAGAAAACACAAAUAGAGAUGCAUGCAUCCAUGCAACCAGGUGGCCGCUCACCAAAACCAACAAACAGUCCAACAUCAUCUCAGUUAAAACUGGGUUCUGAGAAUGUGCAAAGUGUCACUUCCUUCCCUUCCCCUUCUCAAUCCAAGGGAAAGAAAAGGGAGCGGGCAGAUCCUGGUACUGAGCCUGUCAAGCGAGAACGUCUCUCAAAACCAGAUGAUUCUGAUUCUGGUCAGUUUAAACCAGAAAGCAUCUUGAAAUCUGAGAUUUCUAAAAUAACAGAAAAGGGUGGGCUUGUAGAUUCAGAAGGUGUUGAGAAACUGAUUCAACUCAUGCAGCCUGAUAGAGCAGAAAGGAAGUUGGAGUUAAUUAACCGAUCAGUGCUUGCAGGUGUAAUAGCUGCUACUGAAAAGUUUGAUUGCCUUAGUCAGUUUGUGGAGCUCAAGGGCUUGCUUGUGUUAGAUGAAUGGAUUCAAGAUGCCCAUAAAGGGAAGAUAGGUGAUGGUAGCCCCAAGGAUGGUGAUAAAUCUGUAGAGGAGUUUCUCUUGAUUUUGCUUCGUGCACUUGACAAACUGCCAGUGAAUCUUCCUGCCCUACAGAUGUGUAACAUUGGAAAAUCAGUGAACCACCUCCGUACACUUAAAAACCAAGAAAUUCAGAAGAAAGCUAGAACUUUAGUUGACACAUGGAAGAAACGUGUCGAGGCUGAAAUGAAUGUAAUUGAUGCAAAAUCUGGUUCAGUGCAGGCUGCUUCUUGGUCUUCGAGAUCGCGCCUUCCUGAAGUUUCUCAUGGUGGAAACCGACAUUCUGGAGGUUCCUCUGAAGUUGCCAUGAAAAACUCAGCUGUACAACUUUCUGCAUCCAAAAAUGCUUCAGUUAAAUCUGUCAAUUUGGAGGUCACUGGAAAAUCAGCUUCAAUGUCGCCUGGGCCAAUGAAAUCAGCACUAUCUCCUGCUUCAGGAAAAGAUAGUCAGCCCAGAUUAGUUGGGAACACUUCUGAUCUUCCAUAUACUACUGCAAGAGAGGAGAAGAGCAGCAGUUCAAGUCAGUCGCAGAACAACAGUCAAUCUUGUUCAAGUGAACAUGCAAAACUUACAGUUGUUUCAGGAAAAGAAGAUGCAAGGAGUUCUACUGCAGGAUCGAUUAGUGUGAAUAAGAUGUCUGGUGGUUCUUCUCGACAUCGGAGGUCAGUCAAUGGCUUCCCUGGGUCUGCUGCCUCUGGAGGUCAAAGAGAAACUGGGUCAGGCAGGAGUUCUUCUUUACACAGGAAUUCAACAUCAGAAAAGUUAUCUGAGUCUGGGUUAACAUAUGAAAAGGCAAUUGAUGUACCCAUAGUCGAGGGGAAUGGUCAUAAACUGAUUGUUAAGAUACCAAAUCGGACUCGUAGUCCUGCACAAAGUCCCAGUGGAGGAUCUAUUGAUGACCCUUCCAUCAUGAACAGUAGAGCUUCUUCUCCUGUGCUUUCAGAAAAGCGUGAUCAGACUGAUCGCAAUUCAAAGGAAAAGAGUGAUACUAAUCGAACUACUACCACCUCUGAUAUGAAUACAGAAUCAUGGCAGAGCAAUGAUUUCAAAGAUAUAUUGACUGGAUCUGAUGAAGCUAAUGGGUCACCUGCUGCCAUUCUUGAGGAACAGUGCAGUAUUGAUGAUUCUAAAAAACUAGCUGAAAUCUCAAAAGCUGCUUCUUCAUCAUCAGGAAAUGAAUUGAAGUCUGGAAAACUGUAUGAGGGUUCUUUCAGCUCAAUCAAUGCUUUGAUUGAAAGCUGUGUCAAAUACUCCGAAGCAAAUACAUCCAUGUCUGUAGGAGACAAUGUUGGAAUGAAGCUGCUCGCUAGUGUUGCAACUGGAGAGAUGUCCAAGUCUGAUUUGAUAUCACCAGCUGUUUCUCCACGUAGAAGCAUCCCUGUUGUUGAGGACCCCUGCAUUUGCAAUGAUGCCCAUGCAAAAUUGGCAAAUCAAAAUAACCUUUCUCAGGAGCAGGGUCUGUCCACCAAUGUUGAUGGAGCUGUUGCUGAUAUAGAGAAGCAGGUUAUUGUUGCAGGUGCUUUGUGGUCUGGGGAUGGGACUCAGUGGGGCUCUGUCAAUUUUUCUGAGGAUGAAAAGCCAACUUCCUCUGUGCAUGAACAGACAAAGACAAGAGAUAGCGAUGGAUGUAAUCCUUCCAAUUUGGGUUGGCAACCAGCUGCAGAGCCAUGUGUUGAGAUCAAUGAAAGAUUGAAUGAAGUUAAAGGUGUUGUUUCUGUGGUUGUCUCCCCAUCCCAUGCAGCAGAGAAGGUAUUGGAUGGUGAAGAAAUUAAACAACUUGAUGAGAAGGUGGCAACUGGUAACAGUGCAAGUGCUGUCCAAGAUACAAAACCAAAGGGAGGUAGUUCAUUGCUAACUGAUGAUAAGGUCAAUGAAGCCCGUCCUAGUCUAGAAGUUGAGAAGGAAAUUUGUGAUGUUUCACAGCAUGCAUCAUUAGAGACGGAUGUUGAGAAAACUCUUGAGAAAGGACUUAAUUUUUGUGACCAGACAGAGGAAAAACUACCAGACCAUUUAGAGAAAAGUGAAAAUCUGUCUUCUGCUGUUGAGAUCACUAGUGAAAAAGUUGAUGAAAUGGGCACUGGAAAACUAAGUAGUCACACUGGAAAAAGAACAAAUGAUCAGGGUAUCAAAAGUUCUGUUGGUGAAAUUCAAGUUUUAGCUGGUCUGGGUUCAACUGUUGGUGAGCAGAAAGUUGAAAGUAAAGAAGUCUUUUCUUGUGGUGCAGUUCCUCAGAAGGAAUCUCCUGCAUUGCCUGCCCAAGAAAUUGAUCAGCAAAUGAGGUCAAGGGGAUCCAAGAUGGCUUCUGUUGAGGCAGAUGAAACAGAUGAAAGCCCAUCUUCCCCUGCUUGUGGGAGAUCUGAUACGGAUAGAAAGUUGAAGUUUGAUUUGAAUGAAGGAUUCAUUGCAGAUGAAGGAAAACGUGGGGAGUCCUCCAACUUGGCAGGCCAUGGAUUUUCAGCUCCCCUUUGUUUAGUAAACCCCAUGCCUUUCCCUGUUUCUUCUGCAUCCAUUGGCCUUCCUGCUUCCAUUACAGUAGCUGCUGCUGCAAAAGGCCCCUUUGUUCCUCUAGACGAUCUAUUGAGGAAUAAAGGGGAACUUGGAUGGAGAGGAUCUGCUGCAACAAGUGCAUUUCGUCCUGCUGAACCAAGGAGGUUUCUGGAGAUGCCAUCAAGUACUGCUAAUAACCUUCCUGAUGCUACUGCUGGCAAACAUGGCCGCCCGUUGUUGGAUAUUGAUCUUAAUGUGCCAGAUGAAAGAAUUCUAGAUGAUUUCUCUUCUCGAAACUCCACUGAGGGAACUGCUUCAACGUUUGACCACGUGAGAAAUCAUGACUUUGCAAAAAAUGAUCCAAUAGUCUCCGCACCUCUACGUGGUUCUGGAUGUCUUGACCUUGAUUUGAACCGAGUGGAUGAAUCUACAGAUAUGGGGCACUACUCAACAAGCACCAGUCAUAGACUAGAGGCCUCAUUUAUGCCAUCUAAGUCAUCAAGCGGAUUUCCAAAUUGUGGGGUAAGGAGGGACUUUGAUCUAAACAAUGGUCCUAACCUUGAUGAAGCAAGUGCUGAGCCAUCAUCAUUUAGUCAUCAUGGCAGAGGAAGCAUGCAGUCCCAGCCUUCUGUUGCUGGCCUUAGAAUGAAUAAUGUAGAAAAUGGGACCUUCUCAUCAUGGCUUCCAACUGGGAACCCAUAUCCAUCUGUCACAAUUCCAUCAUUCUUGUCUGAUAGAGGGGAUCAACCUUUUCCCAUGGUUGCGACUGGUGGGCCACCCAGAAUGUUGGGACCCUUUCCCACUGGUAGCCCAUUUAAUGCAGAUGUUUACCGGGGCUCAGUUUUGUCUUCUUCACCUUCGGUGCCUUUUCCAUCUGCUCCCUUCCAAUACCCUCUGUUCCCUUUUGGGAGUAGUUACUCUUUGCCCUCAGUCAGUUUCUCAGGUGGAUCUACAACCUAUACACAGUCCUCUGGUGGGAGGCCUUCAUUCUCUGCAGUCAAUUCACAGGUAUUAGUGCCUGCUGCUACAGUUUCAUCCCAUUACCCUAGGCCAUAUGUUGUUAGCCUUCCAGAUGGUAGCAAUAAUAUUGGCAUUGACAACAAUAGAAAAUGGGCAAGGCAGGGUCUUGACCUUAAUGCGGGGCCUGGAAGUGUUGAGACAGAAGUUAGAGAUGAAACAUCAUCGCUUUUAUCCAGGCAACUUUCUGUUGCUAGUUCGCAGGCACUAGCAGAGGAACAAGCAAGGAUGCACCAGCAGGUAGUAGGAAGCAUGCUGAGGAGAAAGGAACCUGAGGGAGGUUGGGAUCCUGAGAGCUUUAGGUACAAACAGUCCUCAUGGCAGUGAGGAUACGGUAUACAUCCCUGACCUGUGGCAAUGAGGCCUGUUAUUGAUGGGAGGGCAGGGGCAAAUUGCUGGAAUACCAAUCCAGUGUCUUCAAGAGGGUGGGGGUAAGUGAGUUUUAUUAAGACUAUGUUCAUGGGUUCCGACCACGACCACCACCACCACCACCUCUUGCAAUCAUUCAAAUCAUAUAUGUAUAUGCCAGAAAGGGAAGGUGCUCUGCUCUGCAAGCUAUUUGUUGAUGCCCUCUCGGGAUGGGAUCAAGGGGGUGUUGGGCAGUGGCGGGCUGCAGACAUUCUCGUUUUUCUGUAGAUAUUUUUAACUAACUGUUAGACAGCAAGCGCAAGGUGUUGCCCAUACCAUCGGGAAUUGGUGUCUAUGUGGGCCCUGAGACUUUGCUUCAAGCAGAUUGAUAAAAAAAAAUAAAAAAAUUGUUUUUUUUUGUGCC
This is a messenger RNA of Diospyros lotus (date-plum), 5574 nucleotides long. RefSeq lists its product as uncharacterized. Bases 288 to 5129 code for a protein of 1613 amino acids. The transcript has 4 exons. Gene Ontology annotation, cellular component: nucleus. Gene Ontology annotation, molecular function: chromatin binding. The record is from RefSeq and is a predicted model, not a curated record. NCBI's taxonomy places the organism in Eukaryota, Viridiplantae, Streptophyta, Magnoliopsida, Ericales, Ebenaceae.